AUGGGUGGCGAUAAGGCGCUUAGGGCUCUGCUCAUGAUGGUUCUUGUGGCGAUGGCAGUUGGGGAGCAAGAGGUUCGAGGCCCAGUGCACCAUGUGGUCGGCGGCCACCGCCGUUGGGACCCUACUUCCGACAUCAGUUCUUGGUUGUCCGGUCGAGUCUUUAGGGUUGGUGACAAAAUCUGGUUCACCUACUCAGCACCACAGGAAAGCGUCGUGGAGCUGAAGAGCCAGGAGGAAUUUCAAUCAUGCGAUCUCUCCAACCCUAUCAAGAUGUACACGGACGGUGUAGAUCAAAUUCCACUUGAAAGAGAAGGGAACAGGUACUUUGUGAUUGGGAACCAGGAAAAUUGCAAUAAUGGUCUGAAGCUACACGUUGAUGUGAAGCCUUCGGAGAAGCAGCAGCUGCCUAACCAAUGGCAGCAGCCAGUGUCAUUUCCUCCUCCACCAGAGCCUAAGCCAUUUCCGUCUCCACCGGCGCCAAAGCCAGAGCCUCCACCACAGCCGAAGCCCGAGCCUUUCCCUGUUCCUGUGCCGGAGCCGGACACACCCUCUGGCUCGACCCAAUUAAAUGGGCUUUCGUUUGGGCUGUUUGUUGGGUUUCUGGUUUGCUUUUGGGCCUAUCGAUGGGACUUUAGUGGCCCUGUUCGUUAA
Fraxinus pennsylvanica is the source of this 651-nucleotide messenger RNA. Lineage: Eukaryota; Viridiplantae; Streptophyta; Magnoliopsida; Lamiales; Oleaceae. The record is from the annotation of a GenBank genome assembly.